UCAGCUCCCGCCCCAACGCGCAGGCGCGGCGGAGCCGCUGCCGGGGCUCUGUCCGCCGCCGUGGCCCGGCGGGCUGCGGCGGGGAGCGGCGGCGGCAGCAUGCGGCAGUCCCUGACUCAGCAGCGCCCGGGCGGCGUCCCCCUGCCCGACUCCGUGGGGUCGUUCAAUAGAAGAAAAAGAAAUUCCCUCUACGUAACUGUGACUCUCCUCAUUGUGUCAGUAUUAAUUCUAACGGUGGGCCUAGCUGCUACAACAAGAACCCAAAAUGUGACUGUUGGAGGUUAUUACCCAGGGGUUAUUCUUGGUUUUGGGUCGUUUCUUGGAAUAAUUGGAUCAAACUUGAUAGAAAACAAAAGGCAAAUGCUGGUUGCAUCGAUCGUCUUCAUCAGCUUUGGCGUCAUUGCUGCGUUCUGCUGUGCCAUAGUAGACGGUGUCUUUGCUGCCAGACACAUAGAUCUGAGGCCACUGUACGCGGGGCGAUGUCAGUACUACUCCAAGAGUACGACCCCACCGGAGGCAAUCUGUCACCCACAGCGCCGUGCACCCUGCACACCGAAAAUAAAAACCAACACCUGCUUCUGUUGUGACCUGUAUAACUGUGGAAACAGAGUAGAGAUUUCUGGAGGCUACUAUGAAUACAUUGAUGUCAGCAGCUGCCAGGACAUCAUCCACCUUUACCACUUGCUUUGGUCGGCAACGAUUCUGAACAUAGUGGGACUAUUCCUAGGGAUCAUUACAGCAGCAAUACUUGGAGGCUUUAAAGACAUGACUCCUUCCCUCCCUACGCUGAACUGUACGGUUGAAAAUGCACACCCUUCGGUGUCCUACUACUCAAGGCCGCAGGUGACAUCUUACAACACCUACUACCACAGCACUCCUCACCUGCCUCCCUACUCCGCAUACGACUUUCAGCAUUCCAGCAUGUUUCCAGCCUCCACUCCUUCCGGCCUCUCCGAUGACCCCCAGUCAGUGUCGCCGUCUCCCAGCUAUAUGUGGUCGUCUAAUGCGCCGCCUCGUUACUCGCCACCGUAUUUUCCACCUUUUGAAAAGCCACCACCUUAUACACCGUAAAGAAUGUGGGAAAGAAGAAAAAAAUAUUUGCCAUUGAAAUAAUUGUGAACAUUUUGUAUUUAUGUUUUACUGUGGGAGGGAGCAGGAGGAUAGAUACAGAAGAUAAUUGCAAAUACAAAUAUUAGAUUGGACUGUUCUUUCUUGCGAGACUAAUUUCAGAGGUUUAACAACAGAGGAAGGGGACAUACUGCUGAUGUUUUGCAGUGCCGGUGAGUAGCAGGUGACCUAAAUUCCAGCCUCCUUGUUUUACCGCGAGGUUCAUGUAGUCCUUGGUUUUUAAUAAAGCGAUACAACACGGAUGGUAGAUUCUGGUCUGCCUUACUCCAUCUUGUGCCAAGCUGAAGUAAGGGUAGCCAAGAUCGAUAGUUGCAGGAGAGUAUCAGUCUCUUUAAGGUGAGGGUGCUUGCAGACACCUCGACUUGACGCUUGUUUUGUUUGGCCUUGGGAUUCUUUGGGGCUGCAGAACCUAGCUCGUGUCACUUGUUGGUUGGUUACAGCCUACGCACUGGAAAAAUCUUGGAGGGAACCACAACAGUGUCUCAAACUUUAGCGUUAAUGAAAACGUCAUAGGAUAUUUUUCAUGUAUGUCCAGCAAAACAAUCGGAAUAUUGCUUUUUUGAGGGGAAAAGCUUUAAUAGGCAAGCUGUUUUUAUUUCAGGAUGCUUCUUAAGAUGGAAGGUGAAAUGGACUUGUCUCUCUCUGAAUUCUGUGUAAGUAAUGCUGAAGUCAAACAGUUUGGGUGGUUGCACUGCCUAAAUCUUCUUUGUAUUCCUAUAAAGAGCAUCAGAAACUGUCCACAAGUCACUAAAACAGUGCAGUGAAAACAUUAUUUUUUUCUUCCUUUCUGUUUGGUUGGGAUUUUUUUUUUAAGCUUGUACUUUUAACUUUUUUAAUGGACUGAAUCAGCACCCUGAAUAAGCACUGUUUUAGUAGCUGUAUUAUGGGCUGCACAUAAGGAAUAUCCACUACUAGUUCUCUAAGAUGUAAGUCUCACAUGGAUAAAAUUCAACACCCUGUAAUAUAGGAUGAAACUGAUAGGAAUUUGCAGUUAUUAUUGUGACUUUCAUUUAGUCUUCAGCCGAUGACUGUGCUGAUUGAUCUAGAUUCCAACAGAUUUUGCAUGCAUCCUGCAUAAAAAGAGAAGGUCAGCUUUGUUACGUGACACACUGUGCUGUAAAGUGUGGCUCUACUCCAGGAAGUGAUUUCAGAUGACAAAGUUCAGAUCUGAGCUGCUCAACCUGAGCGUUCUCAACUGCUUACUUCAGGGAUAAAAAUAAGGUAUUGACAUUUUACUCCUUAUUUCCUAAAGAUUUAAUUUCCUUGGCAUCAGAUUGUUGACCUUAAUCCUCAAUCGUCUACCUUUACUUUCAAGUGAUGCAGACGAAAAGGUACCUAAAAGCUAAAUCUGGCUUUCAGAAUCUAAAAGUGGAAUACGUGCUAGGGGGAAAAAAAAAAAUCCAGUUGGAUUUUAAACUGUGGCAUUUCUCUACUUUUUUUUUUUUUAAGAUUAAAAGAAAUACUGUCAACAUGGAAAACAAACACUGAAGUCUCUGAUCUCGCGUUUCGAAGUACACCCACACUUUAUAAUGCUGGUUUUAGUCCUAUGCAUUUGCAAAGCCUUUAGGCUAGGCUAUGUGUUAACCUUAUCAUUUCCACUGUCAAAUACUAAUCAGUAUAUUAAUAAGCUGAAGGAUGAUACUGUUUAUCCAGAAGCAAGCAUAACUUUUCUCCAGUAACAAAGAAAAAUAAAUGGCUGGAGAAACGACUACAACUCAUGGGAUUUAAAGCAGUAGUGUAUGUAAAUUAAGUGGAAAUAAAUUUAUAUACUAGGGCGCCAUCCGUUUUAUAUUACAUUUUCCUGAAUUAAAUCUUGAUAAAGAGACCAUGGGUAAUUUCAAAAUAGACAGUACUUCUCCUGCUAAAACUCCCCACGAAACUAGAAUCAGAAGGGCACAUUAAUUUAGCAUCAGAAAACAUUUUAUUGCUCCAUCUUUGAAAUAAAAGCUAACAGUCCUGUCCCACUUCUGACAAACACACUCAACCAUUUGUGCCUGUCAACUAAAUAGGGCUAGAAGGACUAGGGGACACUACAGGACAGGACUAAAACUCAUGAGGGGAACAUAACUUAGUGGCAGAGAAACAAUUAGGAAAUGACUAUGUCAUUGUUUUUGAGUUGACAAAUACUAAACUUAGGAAAAUAUCCAAAUUCUCAUUUUUUUUUUCUAAGGAAUAUUUAAAAGAAAUUACAUUGCUGCUUUAAAUUCACUAUAAAAGGACAAGUCCAUUUUCACAUUUAAAAAAUAACUGGUGGGAUUUUCUGUUGAUUACCCAUUUCCUUCUGCUUGAGUAAAACUAAGCGUUUAAUGUAAAUGCAACAUUCUGCACUGUAUAUUCAUCAUUUCUUAUGAGAAUGUCAAGAUUGUGACUCAUAUGUACCCUUUUAUUACUUUACCAAAGUUAAAUAAAAUUGUGUGACUUUUGUAAA
Molecule: messenger RNA, 3556 nt
Organism: Harpia harpyja (harpy eagle)
Lineage: Eukaryota; Metazoa; Chordata; Aves; Accipitriformes; Accipitridae
Gene: TMEM255A
Product: transmembrane protein 255A
Exons: 9
Coding region: 100-1071 (323 amino acids)
Source: RefSeq, a predicted model, not a curated record